Macroventuria anomochaeta is the source of this 1125-nucleotide messenger RNA. RefSeq names its product glycoside hydrolase family 5 protein. The transcript is spliced from 2 exons. Gene Ontology annotation, molecular function: hydrolase activity, hydrolyzing O-glycosyl compounds. NCBI's taxonomy places the organism in Eukaryota, Fungi, Ascomycota, Dothideomycetes, Pleosporales, Didymellaceae. The coding region runs from base 1 to 1125 and encodes 374 amino acids. The record is from RefSeq and is a predicted model, not a curated record.
AUGAAGCUUGCAAGGAUCCUCACCUUCGUCGCUGCGGUGGCUGCGCUCCCAGCUGCGAAGAACGAUGUUGCUGCUCGAGCAUCGUACUCGAAAGUUGAUGGUCUUAAGUUCAACAUCGACGGUGUCACAAAGUACUACGCCGGCACCAACAGCUACUGGAUCCCUUUUCUCACCGACGACAACGAUGUCAACGUCAUCAUGGGUCACCUAGCUACCUCCGGGCAGAAGAUUCUGCGAGUAUGGGGCUUCAACGACGUGACAUCUAUCCCCAGCUCCGGCACAGUCUACUUCCAGUCCUUCUCUGGCUCCACAGCGACCAUCAACACCGGCGCCAACGGCCUGCAGCGCCUUGACGCCGUUGUUAAGUCGGCUGAGAAGAACGGCAUCAAGCUCAUCGUUAACUUCGUAAAUAACUGGACCGACUACGGCGGUAUGGCUGCCUACUUCUCUGCCUGCGGCGUCAGCAGCAAUGCUCAGUGGUACCAGUCCACCAAAUGCCAGACCAUGUACCAAGCCUACAUCAAGGCCGUCGUCUCGCGCUACCGCACCUCGACCGCCGUCUUCGCAUGGGAGCUCGCCAAUGAGCCGCGCUGCAACGGCUGCGCCACCUCAGUCCUUACCAACUGGAUCCGCGCCUCAUCGAACUACGUCCGGUCUCUCGACUCCGACCACAUGAUCGCCAUCGGCGACGAAGGCUUUGGCCUCACCGGUGAUGGUUCCUACCCCUACCAAUUUAGCGAGGGUCUCGACUUCGCCGCCAACCUCGCCCUACCCAAUGUCUCUUUCGGCACCAUCCACCUGUACCCAAAGUCCUGGAGCACAACGAACGACUGGGGAAAUGCGUGGAUCACUACGCACGCAGCUGCGUGCAAGAAGGCUAACAAACCUUGCUUGCUGGAGGAGUACGGUGUGGAUGUUGCCGCGGACCACUGCCCGGUUGAGAGCAAGUGGCAGGCGACAAGCUUGGGAUUAAAGGAUGCGGGGAUGGCGGCGGAUCUAUUUUGGCAGCUGGGUGAUACAGUUACCAGUACGGGAGCGUUGACGCAUAACGAUGGGCAUACUAUCUAUUACAACAGCUCGGACUGGACUUGCCUGGUUACGGAUCACAUCAAGAAUAUCGGUUGA